AUGGAAUUCAAAUUCAAAUUCAAAUUAUUACUUUCUUCCAUAUUGUCAACAAAAGAUUUGCAUUUACCUGAUGACUGUUGGGAAUCUGUCUUCAAAUUCUUCAACCAGGCCGACAGCAAUGACAUCCGUUGUUUGAAGUCUCUCUCCCGCGUCUCCAAGCAGUUUCUCUCCAUCACUAAUCGUAUUCGAUUUUCACUGACUAUUAUAUGUGACCCAACACCCCCUUUUCUUCUUGGAUUAUUAUUCAAAAGGUUCACCAACCUCACGCGCUUCCUCGGUGACCACAACAAACUUCUUUGCCAAAUCUCAUGUUUUCCAUUGAACAUCACAUCACUCAGUCUCAAUCUCUCCAACAAAUUCACCAAAUCCACCAUUCCCUCUGAUGGGUUGCUAACUUUCUCCAAAAAGAUUACAACUUUGACAUCUCUCACAUAUUCAAACAUAUAUUCUAUAGAUUACACUGACUUUGUCUUCAUUGCUAAUUGCUUCCCUUUACUCGAAGAACUCCACCUGAGUUGCCUCUCCCAUUAUUACAGUAUCUCCAAGGUAGAAGAGCCUCCCUCAUUGACACUUUUCAAUCUCCGCAAAGUUAGACUCAAACGUCAGCGCUACAUCAAUGAUCAAUUGCUUUUCUACUUGUUUAAGAACUGUAAACAUCUUGAAGAGGCCAUCAUACUUGACUGUGAUGGCAUAACCGAUGCUGGCAUUGCUUCUGCUCUCGCUCAAAGACCAACUUUGAGAUCUUUAUCCUUAUCCAAUAAUUUUGGAGCAUUCCUCAACUCACAUUUCAUUGACUCGUUGGUGAGUUUGAAGGGUUUGACUUGUCUUGAUUUAUGUUGUCCGGGAAUCUCGGACGACUUGCUCUACUCUAUUGCAAGGGAAGGCCUUCCUUUGACGAGGCUUGUCCUCAAAAAUUGCAGCGCCUAUAGUUAUGCUGGAAUCAUUUGCUUGUUAUCCAAGUGUCGUCAAUCUUUACAACAUUUGAAUCUUCAAAAUGCUGAUUUUCUGAAUGAUCAACAUGUUGUUGUGUUUUCUUUGUUGCUCGGUAAUUUGGUGUUUAUAAACCUUAGUGGAUGUAAGAAGCUCACAAAGUCAGCCUUGUUUGCACUAGUCAGAAAGUGUGCUUCUCUUAGUGAGAUCAACAUGGAAAGAAUUUGGAGACAAAGUGUAGAGAAUCCUGAUUCUUUGAUGGAUUUUGGUGUAUACCCUCAGUUAAAGUCUCUUUAUUUCGCUAACAAUCCAUGGUUAAGCGAUGAAAUCAUUAUAAAGUUUGCUUCCAUUUUCCCCAAUUUGCAAGUGCUUGAUUUGAGAAAUUCUAGUGGCAUAUUCGAUGAAAGUAUUUAUCAAGUUUUAAGGAGAUGUUGUAAGAUUAGAUCUUUGAACUUAGCCGGAUGUUCAAGAGUGAAGUUACGUAGAUUGAACUUUGAAGUUUCCAAGCUAGAGGUGUUAAACUUGUCAAAUACAGAGGUUGAUGAUAAAACACUUAAUGUGAUCUCGAGGAAUUGUUGUGGGCUUUUGCAAUUGAAAUUAAAAUUUUGUCUUAAAGUCACAAAGAAGGGAGUGAAUCAAGUGAUAGAAAAAUGCACACGACUGAGAAAGAUCAAUUUGAUGGGUUGUCGUAAAGUGCAUAAUAAUGUUGUUGACUCUAUGUUAAAUUCAAGGCCAUCAAUUAGAAAGAUAGUAGCUCCAAAUCCAAUUCGUUUUUUGAGUAAAACAAAGAAGGAACUCUUCUUGCAGCAAGGAUGCAUUCUAAAAUAA
Messenger RNA from Trifolium pratense (red clover), 1758 nucleotides. RefSeq names its product F-box/LRR-repeat protein 4-like. Bases 1 to 1758 code for a protein of 585 amino acids. The record is from RefSeq and is a predicted model, not a curated record. Lineage: Eukaryota; Viridiplantae; Streptophyta; Magnoliopsida; Fabales; Fabaceae. Gene Ontology annotation, biological process: SCF-dependent proteasomal ubiquitin-dependent protein catabolic process. The transcript has 2 exons. Gene Ontology annotation, cellular component: SCF ubiquitin ligase complex.